CUCCAUGCAACCACCCCGCUCACCCCGUCACGUCCCGUGGAGCUGAUAUAUAUACACACACUUGGCAAAUCAGAGGAACUCUCCCCGCAGAACUACUCCCAACAGAAAAAAGAGAAGAUCCCCAGGACCUGGAAAAGGUCAGAGCGGAUCGCCCUAGAUAAUAUCCCGAUUAACCCACCGGCGGCGGCGAACCGGCGAUCCAAACACCGGGCAUACGGGAUGCUGCCGUACGCGACGGCGGGGGAGGCGGAGGCGGCGCUGGGCCGGGCCCUGACGUGGGCCGAGGCGGCGUGGCUGCGCUACUCGGCCGCCGUGCCGGACCGCUACCUCCACUGGCCCAACAUCGCCAUCACAUUGGUCGUCUACACGCUCGCGCCGCUGCCGCUCGCCAUCCUCGACCUGGCGGCGCCGCGGGCCGCCGCGCCCUACAAGCUGCAGCCCAAGGUGCAGCACCCGCCGUCGGCGUUCCUCCGGUGCUACCUUGACGCCGUCAAGGUCUCCCUGCUCAUCAUCGGGCCGUAUCAGCUCAUCUCCUACCCUGCCGCCAAGAUAAUGGACAUUCGAACGGGACUGCCGCUCCCGUCGAUGGGGGAGAUACUGGCCCAAUUGACAGUGUAUUUUCUGGUGGAGGAUUACUUGAACUACUGGCUCCACCGGCUGUUGCACACCAAAUGGUGCUACGAGAAGAUACACCAUGUUCACCAUGAGUUCACGGCGCCCAUGGCCUAUGCUGCUUGGUAUGGACACUGGGCUGAGAUGCUCAUACUUGCCGUCCCCUCCCUAGCAGGACCGGCCAUGGUGCCAUGCCAUGUCACUACGCUCUGGAUCUGGUUUGUAGCCCGUUUGGUAGAGAGCCUCAACAUACACAGCGGGUUUAAGCUGCCAUUCAACCUUGAGAAUUAUAUACCAUUCUAUGGAGGAGCAGAACAUCACGACUACCAUCACUACAUUGGAGGACAGAGCCACAGCAACUUUGCUCCCGUUUUCACCCACUGUGACUACAUUUACGGGACCGACAAAGGCUACAGAUAUCAUAAGGCGACUCUAGCAAAGCUGAAGGAGUUGGCAGGCAACAACGUCCAGAAAGAAGAUUUAAGCAGUGGAAAGAAGGAUUAGGGACUCGAUCUUGCUCAUUUGCUGCCAAGAUAUAAUAUCCCUAAAUUCAUGUAAGCUCCUGAUAUCCCCAUGAUGGAGUAAACUAGCAUAAAUAAUUUGUUUGAUGCCAGUCAUCAAGGUUGAGUGACUCGUGAACAGCCAUCAGCAGAGUUCCAAGUGUUAAUAACUUCCUGUGCUCCACUGCUUUUCGGAUGUAACUAAUGGUGUACUCAAUCAUAAGCCAUAGCAUGUGCUCAAAAGUGUCUGUAUACAAGGGAACACUUACAGGUGCAAAAAUAUUUAAGAUGUAGUCGAGAGCAUUUCCCUCUGUAUUUUUAGUAUGAGAUGCCGCGAACAUAAUUGGAGAAUCAA
Brachypodium distachyon (stiff brome) is the source of this 1467-nucleotide messenger RNA. RefSeq names its product methylsterol monooxygenase 1-2. NCBI's taxonomy places the organism in Eukaryota, Viridiplantae, Streptophyta, Magnoliopsida, Poales, Poaceae. The transcript has 5 exons. Gene Ontology annotation, molecular function: C-4 methylsterol oxidase activity; iron ion binding. The record is from RefSeq and is a predicted model, not a curated record. Gene Ontology annotation, biological process: sterol biosynthetic process. Bases 220 to 1116 code for a protein of 298 amino acids.